Messenger RNA from Myripristis murdjan (pinecone soldierfish), 1203 nucleotides. RefSeq names its product teleost multiple tissue opsin 3a (gene tmtops3a). Gene Ontology annotation, molecular function: G protein-coupled receptor activity. The transcript is spliced from 4 exons. The record is from RefSeq and is a predicted model, not a curated record. Gene Ontology annotation, biological process: G protein-coupled receptor signaling pathway; visual perception. Gene Ontology annotation, cellular component: membrane. The coding region runs from base 1 to 1203 and encodes 400 amino acids. Lineage: Eukaryota; Metazoa; Chordata; Actinopteri; Holocentriformes; Holocentridae.
AUGGUUGGCAACAUACGAGGUUAUAACUUCAGCACCACAGACAGCGCCAUCCCCCUCUCCAAUUUAAGCAUAAAUGCCAGUGUCCGCGACUCCUACGCGCCCCACGGCCCCGCCGCAAUGAGCCGGACUGGCCACACGAUAGUGGCGGUGUGCCUCGGGUUUAUUUUAGUGGUAGGGAUCUUCAACAAUAUCCUCGUCCUGCUGAUCUUCGCAAAGUUUCGCAGUCUCUGGACGCCCAUCAACCUAAUCCUGUUGAACAUCAGUGUGAGCGACAUCCUCGUGUGUGUUUUCGGGACUCCCUUCAGUUUCGCGGCGAGCCUGUACGGCAGAUGGCUCAUAGGAGACUUCGGCUGCAAGUGGUACGGCUUCGCCAAUUCCCUCUUCGGGAUCGUGUCCCUGGUGUCCUUGUCUGUUCUCUCCUAUGAGCGUUACACGACCGUGCUGCGCUCCACCCAGAUCGACAUAUCAGACUUCAGGAAGGCCUGGCUGUGUGUCGGCGGAUCCUGGCUCUAUUCACUGUUCUGGACCUUGCCACCUUUCCUGGGCUGGAGCAGCUAUGGGCCCGAGGGACCCGGUACCUCGUGUUCAGUCCAGUGGCACCUGCGCUCGGCCACCAGCGUCUCUUACGUCUUGUGUCUCUUCAUCUUCUGCCUCCUGCUGCCCCUCCUGCUCAUGGUCUACUCUUAUGGUCGAAUCCUAGUUGCCAUCAGGGGGGUGGGUAAGAUCAACCUGCUGGCAGCUCAGCGUCGCGAGCAGCACAUUUUGAUGAUGGUGUCAUCUAUGGUGUCCUGCUACCUGCUGUGCUGGAUGCCCUAUGGCAUCAUGGCCCUGCUGGCCACCUUCGGUAGAUCCGGACUGGUCACCCCCACAGCUAGCGUGGUGCCGUCUGUCCUGGCCAAGUUCAGCACUGUUGUCAACCCUGUCAUCUACAUGUUCUUCAAUAACCAGUUUUAUAGAUGCUUUGUGGCCUUCAUGAAGUGCCGCGGCGAGUCCCAGUCUGUUCACGGCAUCAACACGCAACAGAGCAGCAGAGAGGAGCAGCCGACACCAGGAGCACAAUUUUCUCGCCUCUUCCCCGUCCACAGACGUUCCUUGCCUGGCUCCACACAGCCUCAGAUCUUCAGCAGCCCAGGACACACUCCCCACUGUGGCCCACAGAGGGACCGACACAACCUGUCCCUCGUCGUCUACUACAGUCCAUAG